CAGCCAAUCGGGAGGUUAGGAAGGCGGUUGCCAAGGGCAGGUUCCCAUGGCAAUGGCGGUGUUUCCGGGAGCGCACGUUCUCUCAUUUGGUGUGACCAUUCGUCGUGGGGGUUUUUUCCUUUUCUUUUUUGAUUGUUGGAGACUUUUUCUCGGCAGGAGGGUCUUCCGGCGUGUUGAGCCGGUCAGGAGGGGUGGUGGGCGUGGAUGCAGGGUUAACGUGACGUUAAUUGUGAUGGCGUCACAGAUGGCAGGAACUUCCAGACACGACCGAGAGAUGGCACUCAACGCCAAACGGCAGCUGACGUCAUGCUCCGACCCGCUAGAGAGACUCCGCCUCCAAUGUCUGGCCAGGGGCUCGGCUGGCAUCAAAGGUCUCGGAAGAGUGUUCCGCAUCAUGGAUGACGACGCCAAUCGGUCGCUGGACUUGAAGGAGUUUCUCAAGGGCAUCCAUGACUUCGGCCUCCCGAUGGACAGAGAGGAAGCGGCGGCCGUCUUCCAGCGCUUUGACCGCGACGGUAACGGCACCAUCGACUUUGACGAGUUCCUAGUCACGCUGCGGCCCGCCAUGUCCAAGGCCCGCAGAGACGUGGUGAUGCAGGCCUUCCACAAACUGGACAAGACCAAAGACGGCGUGAUCACCGUAGAAGACCUGAGGGGCGUCUACAACCCCAAGUGCCACCCCAAGUACCAGAACGGCGAAUGGAGCGAGGAGCAGGUCUUCAGGACCUUUCUGGACAACUUUGACUCGCCGUACGACAAAGACGGCAAGGUGACGCAUGAGGAGUUUGUCAACUACUACUGCGGCGUCAGCGCCUCCAUCGACAACGACGCCUUCUUUGUCCUGAUGAUGAGGAACGCGUGGAGGCUCUGAAAUGGUGACUCAUCGCGGCGCAGCAAUAUGACGGGGUGGAGCCAAGGCAGGUCACCGUUGCCUACUCGGCCAUCGCUUACGUGCGCAUAGAAAUAAAGUGGAAAGCAGUCA
Molecule: messenger RNA, 982 nt
Organism: Syngnathus acus (greater pipefish)
Lineage: Eukaryota; Metazoa; Chordata; Actinopteri; Syngnathiformes; Syngnathidae
Gene: capslb
Product: calcyphosine-like b
Exons: 5
Coding region: 47-871 (274 amino acids)
Molecular function (GO): calcium ion binding
Source: RefSeq, a predicted model, not a curated record